CUCUGUAAAUUUUAUCACGAGUACAAGUAGGAGUAAGCAACUUGUUAACCGAGCUCGACACUUGUCAGCCAAACCAACAAGGCAAGGCAACAACCCGAACCCCGGCGAGAGAAGACGAAGACUAGGAUGUCGUUGGCGCUGUCUCGCAUGCUGCUCGACAGGUUCUUCCCCGACGCCGGCGUCGGCGAGACGAGGCCACCGAUGGACUGGAAGGAGACGCGGGACGCGCACGUGUUCAUGAUGGACGUCCCGGGCCUGACCAAGGAGCAGGUGGCCGUCGAGCUGGUGGACGGCCGCAUCCUCCGCGUCCGCGGCGGCAAGCACAAGCAGGACCAGGACGACGGCGCCGGCGAUAAGGGCGCCCCGGCGGCGGGCCACGAGGGAAAGGAGGAGGGGGCCACCGACGACGACGGCGGCGCCGUGAGGUGGCAUUGCAGGGAGAGAGCCGGCGCGCGCGCGUUCGAGACGCAGUUCCGGGUGCCGGACGACGCGGCCGCGGACGAGGUGCGCGCGGCCUUUGCGGACGGGGUGCUCACGGUGACCGUGCCCAAGCGGAAGGGCGGCGGCAAGAAGCGGCACCACGGCGGCAGCAAGCCCGUGUGCUGCAGGUUCUGGCCGUGACCGAUGCAUUGCAAAACCACGCAUGAUUUCGUGCGUGCGUCCGCGUCAGAACCUGCAGCUUGUACAGUACCUCCUCUUUGCUUCAAAGACGUACUUAUCCAUGCGUGCGUGUAAUGGGCGGAUCCCUCGUUUCUGUACAGUCAUUUCCUGUGUGUGACUCGCCAAUUUUUCUCUUGUAUGUAUUAUAGCGAAAUUCAUCUUGUUGUGGUUUAAGAAAUCUGAGGUUGAUUUCCGUUUCA
Messenger RNA from Sorghum bicolor (sorghum), 860 nucleotides. RefSeq names its product 17.8 kDa heat shock protein. Bases 127 to 621 code for a protein of 164 amino acids. The record is from RefSeq and is a predicted model, not a curated record. The transcript has a single exon. NCBI's taxonomy places the organism in Eukaryota, Viridiplantae, Streptophyta, Magnoliopsida, Poales, Poaceae. Gene Ontology annotation, biological process: protein complex oligomerization; response to heat; response to hydrogen peroxide.